Molecule: messenger RNA, 1784 nt
Organism: Saccostrea cuccullata (small rock oyster)
Lineage: Eukaryota; Metazoa; Mollusca; Bivalvia; Ostreida; Ostreidae
Product: endoplasmic reticulum-Golgi intermediate compartment protein 3-like
Exons: 12
Coding region: 104-1273 (389 amino acids)
Biological process (GO): endoplasmic reticulum to Golgi vesicle-mediated transport; retrograde vesicle-mediated transport, Golgi to endoplasmic reticulum
Cellular component (GO): Golgi membrane; endoplasmic reticulum; COPII-coated ER to Golgi transport vesicle
Source: RefSeq, a predicted model, not a curated record
AACUGAUGUCAACAUCCUGUUUGGCUCUCGACACGUUCUGAUCGCUUAUUUGUUGCCUCUGUGAUUCAAAGCAGGGGCUAGCGGGAAGUGUGCUGUCUUCAGCAUGUCGGAUAAUAACUUUUUAGAAAGACUGCGACAAUUUGACGCGUACCCAAAAACACUAGAGGACUUCAGAGUUAAAACUUUUGGUGGAGCACUUGUGACGGUGAUUAGUUCUCUUCUGAUGGUCAUACUCUUUAUCUCUGAGCUGAAUUUCUAUCUCACAAAAGAUGUUCAACCUGAAUUAUUUGUUGAUACAACAAGAGGACAGAAGAUACGUAUCAACAUUGACAUCGAUUUUCCAAAAGUGCCUUGUGCAUAUUUAAGUAUAGAUGCUAUGGAUGUCUCAGGAGAACAACAACUUGACGUAGACCAUCAUUUGUACAAACAGAGACUUGACACGAGUGGACAGAAAAUUAAAGAUAUUGAACCAGAAAAAGAAGACCUUGGAGAUAAGUCCAAAGAUAUUGUGGAGGUUGCAACAAAAAAGUUGGACCCAGAUCGCUGUGAAAGUUGCUAUGGGGCUGAGUCAAGUGAACAUAAAUGCUGUAAUACAUGUGAAGAUGUACGAGAAGCCUAUCGCAAGAAAGGGUGGGCCUUCAAUUCCCCCGAGGGUAUAGAGCAGUGCAACAGGGAGGGUUGGACAGCUAAAAUGAAGGCCCAGGAGAAGGAGGGAUGUCAAGUUUAUGGAUAUCUAGAGGUCAACAAGGUUCAGGGAAACUUCCACUUUGCUCCCGGCAAGAGUUUUCAGCAGCAUCAUGUCCAUGUGCAUGAUCUGCAAGCAUUUGGUGGACAAAAGUUUAAUUUGAGCCAUGUGAUUCGACAUCUCUCUUUUGGACAAGAUUAUCCAGGCAUAAUAAAUCCACUGGAUCAGACCAGUCAAGCCUCAAGUGAAGAACAAACUAUGUUCCAGUACUAUGUUAAAGUUGUGCCAACAACAUAUGUCGAUGUGAAAGGAAGGGCAUUGUAUACAAAUCAAUAUUCGGUAACGAAACAUUCCAAAAAUGUUGGAAAUGGAUUGGGGGAUUCAGGAUUGCCAGGAGUGUUUUUUAUUUAUGAAUUGUCACCAAUGAUGGUUAAAUACACAGAGAAACAGAGGUCAUUUAUGCAUUUUUUAACUGGUGUCUGCGCCAUUGUUGGGGGAAUUUUCACGGUUGCUGGUAUAAUAGAUUCCAUGAUUUAUCACUCAUCUAGAGCUUUACAAAAAAAGAUAGAACUUGGGAAAGCAACUUGAUGAAAGGAACUAUUUUAAUCUUAUUUUUAAAUAAUGCAUAACUGCUGAAUGAAGAAAGUGAGUGUUAGAUUAUGGUGUAUGUGUUUUGUAUUAAAUUUUGACACAAUAGAAAACCUGGUGUUUUACAAAGUAUGCCAAUUAAUUAAAAUACAUGUAUUAUGUUUCAUUUAUUUAGUUUCUUUCUCAAAUCAUUUGUAAUGUAUACGUAUGUCAUCACGUAAAGCAGUUGUGCAAAUGAUAAUUUUGUACAAGACUCUCACAGAUUUCCUGUAGAAGUACAUAAAAUAUUCCAUUGAUCCAAAAGUGACAUUCAUGACUCUGAUACUUUAUAUACAUAUGUACAUGUACUUGAAACUAUGAGCUUUCAUGCUUCUCAAACAACUUGCAAUCUAUACAUGAAGUUACAGAAUUUUUGAAGCAUUAUAGUGUAAGCAUUUAAGUCAACUACAGCAAAUUACAAAUACUAAUCAAGUAAUAGUACAGAAGAUCAAGAAGCAUUUUUUUAAGGGUG